Molecule: messenger RNA, 1131 nt
Organism: Daucus carota subsp. sativus
Lineage: Eukaryota; Viridiplantae; Streptophyta; Magnoliopsida; Apiales; Apiaceae
Product: gibberellin 2-beta-dioxygenase 2
Exons: 3
Coding region: 1-1026 (341 amino acids)
Biological process (GO): response to light stimulus; gibberellin catabolic process
Source: RefSeq, a predicted model, not a curated record
AUGACCUCUAGAGCUCUGGGAGUUCCAACCAUUGAUCUUUCAGUGGACAGGAGUAUAGUGUCCCAACAAAUUGUUAUAGCUUGCGAAGAAUAUGGUUUCUUCAGGCUCAUCAACCACGGGGUUUCUAAUGCAAUCAUCUCAAGAGUUGAAGAAGAAAGUUUCAGGUUUUUCGCAAAGCCAGGAUCUGAGAAACAACAAGCUGGACCUCCGAAUCCUUUGGGGUAUGGUUGCCGAACUAUUGGCUUGCAGGGAGAUACGGGUGAACUCGAAUAUCUCUUGCUUCCGGCCGCUAAUCCACCAUCAGUCUCCCAAAGUUCCAAACUGAUCUCAAAUAAUGACCUCCAAAUAAUUAGUUGUGUUGUAAAUGAAUAUGUACAAGCUGUAAGAAGGCUCACAUGUGAUAUUCUUGACCUUGUGGCCGAAGGCUUAUGUCUUGGAGACAACUUCGUACUAAGUAGGCUCAUAAACAAUGUGGAAAGCGAUGCUGUUUUUCGGGUCAAUCAUUAUCCUCCCCUUGAUCAAACUGCAAAGGCCUUCAUUCCAGCUCCCAAGUUUAUAUUGCAAGAUGAUAAAAUUGCCAAUAAUGGUGAUCAUCCUUCUCGGGUAGGACUCGGAGAGCAUUCGGACCCUCAAAUCUUGACAAUUAUGCGUUCCAACGAUGUUGGCGGAUUCCAAAUUUUUUCACAUGAUGGACUUUGGAUCUCUAUUCCUCCUAACCCUACCGAAUUUUGUGUGAUUGUUGGCGACACAUUUCAGGCUUUGACAAAUGAUAGGUUCAAGAGUGCGAGACACAGAGUAAUGGAGAACUUUAAUGAUAAGCCGAGACUGUCUAUGAUGUACUUCGGUGCACCGUCCCUCGACGCAACAAUCUGUCCUAUACCACGGAUGGUAUCGUCUUUGAUUCACUACAGGCCCUUCACUUGGCGUGAACUAAAGAAAGCUGCAUACUCUCAGCGCCUGGCUGAUCGUCGUCUUGAUCUGUUCAAGUAUAAUCACAAUCAAAACAAUGAAAAAAAGAAGUGUUAAUCAAGUUCACCGGAGCACGGAACUAGCACGGAUACAAUGCAGAAGAUACAUUUAUCAGGCCCAGGUGAAUUUGUGCAUAUAGGUUGAUUAGAGGGAGGAUUAUGA